GUUUCCUCAUUCGAGUAAAGUUCUCAGUGAGGAAACAUCGGAUCAUCACUUUUGUGAUUAUUUCUCCCCUUCAGAUUUCAACUUUGCCUGUCGCCUGUUUGGUUGGUGCCUCCCUGCUGACUUCAACGGUAUCUGCAGACUAACGGUUAUAAAAUCUCAGUGACAUCAAUAGUAGUUACUUAAACUUCUUAAAUUCUUUAUCAUGGACCGUGAACAUGGCAGGGUUUUGCCAUCCACAAGUAAGAAUGUCCACUUGGGAAAGAGAAAAUCAAAUCUUCGUGGUGAGUUCAGCGAGCAGCAAUCAGCUAAACGACAACACAAACCUAAGCCAGGAUCAAACGCAGAAGCAAGACUACUGCACAACAUAUUGUCUGAUGUGAAAGCCAUAAAUAAAAAGGUCAAGGAAAGUCUACAUGACCAAGAUGAGCUCAAUGUUUUCCUAAAGAAAAAAAUCACUGAUCUGGACAAAGACAAGAAGGAGCAGGUUGGCGUCUUUGGUGAAUCUGGGGCUGGAAAAAGCUGUUUGAUAAAUGCCAUCAUUAAUGAGAAGAAUCUUUUGCCCUCCUCUGAUGAAUGUACCAGUGCAUGUACCUCAGUAAUGAUAAAGGUGGAGGCUAACAUGGACAUCUUAAUAAAGGACAAAUAUCAGGCAGAUAUUGAGUUCAUGACAGAAGAGGAGUGGGAAAAUGAGUUGUGGUCUUUAUACCAGUCUGUUGGAGACAAAACUGAUCAGGAAAUGGAAGAUGAUGAUGAUGGUGGUGAAGAAGAUGAUGAUAGUGGUGAAGAUGAUGAUAGUGAAGAUGAUGAUAGUGGUGAAGAAGAUGAUGACCACAGUUACAAUAAAGAGAAGCUGUCAGCGCUGUAUGGAGAAGACUGGAAACAGUUAUCUGUGGAACAGCUCCUAGAGAAAAGCUGUUACAAAGACAUUCAAAACCUUCUUAGGUCUGGGAAGUCUAUCACAUGUAAAACAGCUAAGGAGUUAUCUGAACAACUUAUCCAGUACACAAGAAAUGGCUCUUUACCUUCUCAGGACAGCACUGUAAAAGUGAAGAGGUGGUAUUGGCCACUCGUUAAGUGUGUGACUGUCAAAGUGCCAAACAAUCGUCUUCUCCAGCAUGUUACACUUGUGGACCUUCCUGGAAAUGGUGACUGUAAUAAGAGCAGAGAUGAAAUGUGGAAAAGGAUUGCUGGUGAAUGUUCCACUGUGUGGAUUGUGGCUGAGAUUAAGAGAGCAGCAUCAAAAGGAGCAGCUUGGGAGAUCCUGAAAAGUGUCAGUGGGUUGAUUGGACAUGGUGGUGAAUGUCAGCGCAUUCACUUCAUCUGCACCAAGACUGAUGAUACUGGGAAUUCAGAUGAUCUUCCAGCAGCUGAUGUCUAUAAACUUAUAGUUGAAAGAAACAAACGAGCCAAAGACGAAGUACAAAAAAAGUUCAACGACCAAAGCACGAUUAAGAAAUACUUCAACAAUUACAAUUUCGAAGUGUUCACAGUGAGCUCCAAAGAAUUCUUGAAAAGAAAGCAUCUGAAUCUAGAAGAAACUGAAAUACCCGAACUUCAAAAUUUUCUGCAAAAUCUCAGUGACCCUUACUGGGAGGCAUUAAAAUAUGUGUCUGGAGCUCGCGGGAUUCUGUCUCUGAUUCAAGGGACCAAAUGUACACAAAUGGCUGAUAAGAAAGAAAGUGUGCGUGCAAAACUUGAGAAAAACCUGAGCUGCAAACUUGACCAAGUGAAAAAAGGAAUAGAAGAGGCCUACAGAGCUUUUGAAAAAAGUCUUAGCAAAGGGGUUGAAAAAUCCAAAAAGGAAGAUGAAAAAACACUGAAGAAGUUAUUAGAUAAACAGAAGGGCAGCGCUUUUCACAAGACACUAAAGGCUGUAGUUGGGAAAGGUGGUGAUCACAAAACAAUAAAAGGGCAACAAAUAAACUUCAACAAGGACUUGGCUAAACUCCUGACUGACAGCAUUGACAAACAAUUCAGCAAAACCUUCCCGUGUGCCCCCUGGUCAGACCCUGUGGGACUCAAGCAGGCAGUCACACACAGAGACAAAGUAAAAUAUGGUCCAUUCAAUGGAGUCAUCAGUGUGUUUUCCCUUGACACCGAUUCCUUAAUUGACAAGUUCCCAGAUUUGGAACUGCUGCUGACAUAUGUCAAGAUGGAGGAAGAAAAUAUUAAGGCAAAACUCAGUAAAACCAUCCGAGAGAAGAAGAAACAAGUCUACAACAGUCUGACAGAAACAAUCAAGGAAAACAUGACAGGAUGCUAUGAAGAAGCAGCAAGAUUUAAUAAAAAGGACUCACUGAAAAAAAUGAAGGAGACUAUCAGGAGACAUGUACGCUCAAAUAAUCAAAUGUAUGAGAAGGCAAAAAAUGCCAUGUUGGAGCAGUUGAAUGAAUUGAAGGGAAUCGUCCUGGACGAACUGAAGAACACCAUGAAGGAAGCCAUUGAAUUGUCACUCAAGAAUAAUAAUAACGCCUCACUCCCAGAUGUUUCAGAAGAGCUGAAGAGGGUGAAGAUAUAUCAUCUUGAACUUCAAAUUUUGCGACAGUAACUGGAUUUGCCCUGCAGGGAGAAACAGCAGAGACCUGAUCACCCACUGAACAUCCUGGAGGGAGCGCUGAUUAAAGACAUGAGGUCUCCUGAUAUCAUCAGGCAUUUUUCUCAAGUUGUUUUCUCUGCUCUCUUUGAAUGUUGUGUUGAUGUGUACUUUUGAGUUUUAUAUAGAUUUUAGAUAGUAAUUCAAACCAGCAAUGCUAAGGUUUUAAUCAUAAAGGUCUAAACUAAAAGGCCAUUAUUGUAUCCAAAAACAUUUAGGUGAUUUUUUUUCUUGUUUUGUGUUCAUAAUACAUUUUUAAUUAGUUAUAGACCUGACAUGAAAUCAGAGAGAUAGAGAGGGGGAAGAAAUACAACACCUACGUCCCUGGUUGAUUUAAACCAGGAAUGUUACUGGUUUUCAUUUUAGGGGUCUAAGCUAAAAGAUCACUAUGAUAUCCAUAACUUUGUGAUUUUUAUUAUUUUAUUCUGCUUAUAGUACAUUUUUAUCAGAUUUGUUUAAUCUCGCUUUGUUGGGCAAGAAGCUUCAUUUUAUAGAUAUGUUGAUUCAACCUUGCAACUUGUAUAGAGCAAGAAUGAUAUGUACUAUUUUUUAGUUUAUAAUACAAAUAUUUCUUUACUGCAAUACAGCCCUUUCAGUGUGUAUCAUGUGAGUAAUUAACUUGUAGCAAACAACUGUCAGCUUCCACUUCAGCUACUAUAUCAUUUUGUUAUCUGCUGUUACUAAUCUGCACUGAUUCUAAAUGUAUGCAUAAAUCUGAUUUUGUAUGCUGUUCAAAAAAACUUGGGUAAAAGAACAUGUAUUGUAGUUUUAAGAUAGAAAUUUGUUUUUUCAAACCCUGCACACAUGAAAUUGAGAUGGAGGGAGACAAAAACAAAUAUAUGCGAGAGACUUCAAGUCCUAAUAUUAUUCAGUAUGACAAUUGUAAUAAUCUACAGUGCUGUAAAAAGAUAUUUGUCCCCUUCCUACUAGAGCACUCCAAAACUCUCGUUUUGUUUUUCUGAGCCAUUCAGAGGUGUGUUUUGGGUCUUUCCCCUGCUGCAUAACCCAGGUGCACUUGAAUUUCAGGAUAUGAACUGAUGGCUGGAUAUUCUCCUUCAGAAUUUUCUGGUAGAGAGCAGAAUUCAUGGUUCCAUCAAUUACAGAAAGUUGUCCUGAAGCAGCAAAACAGCCUCAGACUACCACUACUCACAAUACCACCACCAUGUUUGACUGUUGUUAGUUUUAUGCAGAUGUAACGGGACUCGAAAGUUCCAAAAUGUUAAACUUUUGUCUUAUCAGUCCACAGAAUAUUUUCUCUAAAGUCUUCGUGAUUAUCAAGAUGUUUUUUGGCAGAUGUGAGACGAACCUUUGUGUGCUUUUUGGUCAGCAGUUCUCCUUGGAACUCUCCCAUGGAUGCCAUUUUUGCCCAGUCCUCUUUCUUGUUGUUGAAUCUUGAACUCUGAUCUUAACUGAGGCGAGUGAGGCCUGCAGUUCUUUAGAUGUUGUUCUGGGUUCUUUUGUGACUUCCUAGAUGAGUUGUCAAUACAUUGAUUCACAAGUUAUACAGAGGGAGAUGUUGCAACAGUUUGAAAAACUUUGACUUUGUGGAAAAAACUUUGGAAAAAAAACCCCUGCAAUUUCUUUGCUUCUGGUUUUGACCUUUUCUCCUCCAAAACAAAGUGUAGCAAAUAAAGUUCUUCUAUUUAGUUCUUCUUUAAGUCAAUUUAAGCAUUUACUUGUGAGAGACAGAUAACAGACCUAUGUAGGAAUCAAAUACUGCAUGGUACCCUGUUGAUAGUUUGUGUGUUUGUUUGUGUUUGCUCCAUGCAUUAAAAAAGGCAAAUGAUACAUAUUUAUCCAUCCAUCCAUCUUCUUAACUGGCCAUCCAAUUCAGGGAUGCUGGAGCCUAUCGUCAUAGGGUGAGAGACGGGGUACACUCUGAACAGGUCACCAGUCCAUCACAGGGCCAACACAGAGAGACAGACAUCUAUUCACCCUCAGAUUCACACCCAGUAAAAAAAUAAAACAAAAUCAAAGUACUGAAGUCAACUUAGUAGAAACAACAUUUCUCACUUGCUGCAUUUUUCAUGGGUUUAGUGUCAGUAAAUGCAUGAGAAACAUCUUUAGACCUCUCAGUUGGGGCACAGACAUCAUUGCUUGGACUUUACAUGAAUAUUAUCAGUGCCAAAAAAAAAAAAAAAAGCUCUUGCACAUUUUUUGUCAUGGAUUUUUUUUUUUUUAAAGAAUGGAUUUAAAGUCAAAUGUAAGUACUUUAGAAUGUUUUUGAUUAGAGCUCAAAAGUAAAGAAAAAACAGUUCCUCUUUGGACCUGAAAAUCAUCUUAUUUCUGUCAUCUGUUUACAAACAAAUAUUUUAUGUGGCAAUACAUUGUUUUCAUUCAGUCCUUUUUGUGUGUUUUAUUUAAAUAAACAUAAAUACAGCAGGGAGAAAAAGAAAGCAAGUGAACCACAAUCAUUUUAUGUUGCAAUUCAACAUUUGAGCAUGUUAAAGAGUUCACACAAACCUCGAGUGAGCAACAAUUUAGACAAAAGAUUUUUAGUUUCUUUUUGCUUUUCAUGGUCAAUGAUUUUAUUAGCUAUAUAGCAUAAUUCAGCCACAAGUCAAACAGCUACGUCUUAUCUGUUGUGGUCAAGCUUCUUAUGUGUUGUGGGAGGGCGGGCAGCAGAACUCCUUAGUGGUUCAUCCAUGUAUCAGAGGACUCCCACUCUUGUACUUUAUAUUUUUAUCAGUAUUUUUAAGAAUUAAACAUAUCAUUGAAUAUUAAUUAAAAAUAAAGUGUUCAUUACACAACACAGCAUCAUUUUACUCCUUUUUUCUGUAUCAGUACAUGACCAGCAUGUGGCUGCAUAUAAUAAAACUUGCGAUGAUGUUUUUUUUAAGCACCUGAAUGUAGUUUGGAAAGGAGGGCACUGCUCUGCUAUUUAAACACUAUUUUGUGUUGAUAAUCAUAUUAAAAAUAUGGUAUCAUGUUAGAACCUCCAUAAUGCUGUCAUGGUUCUGGACCUUAUGCCCAGCGUUUUGUGUUUUCAAUCUUAUGGUUCUGUUUCAUGAUGUUUCUUAGUUUAUUUGUUUAGAGUCUUAAUUUGUUUAUUGUUCUAUAUCUGUUAGUGAAGGAAAUGAGUUUUUAUGAAGCUUUAAAUAUAUAUAAUCAUGAUAUAAAUUUGAUUUUAUUAGUCACACAUUUAUUUGCCUGAGAAGUCUGUCUUAGACGAGAAAAUAAACAUCACUGAUUAAUGGCACAGAAGCUCAUAAUGUUUGGUGUCAUCGGGAACUUGGUGUUCUCACUCUCUGUCUGGGCAACGGUCAGCCACUCAUGGAGACUACACAAUGAUAGAAAUGGAGACUCCGAGGUCUCCGAGGAAAUUCUCUGUUUUCCACAUUUCUUGUUUUGUAUAUGAUGUAAUCAAAACUGAUAAAGCUGUGUCUAUAUGAAACUGUGAGCUGAAGAAGAGUGUGUGAGUUCUUCAUGUCAUAUCCGGUACCCUACUGGGCAUGGCGUACAGUUCUGACCCAGAUUAAUCUGUAAACUGUGACAAAUGGCUAAUUAAAUGUAAUAAUUGGACUCCUUA
Messenger RNA from Archocentrus centrarchus (flier cichlid), 6122 nucleotides. Its product is annotated as nuclear GTPase SLIP-GC-like. Bases 203 to 2548 code for a protein of 781 amino acids. The transcript is spliced from 21 exons. Gene Ontology annotation, molecular function: GTPase activity. The record is from RefSeq and is a predicted model, not a curated record. Lineage: Eukaryota; Metazoa; Chordata; Actinopteri; Cichliformes; Cichlidae.